AUGAAGGAGUAGAUGUCCGAUACAUCUUCAAAUGGGGAUGAUAGACAUCGUAGAGAGAGAGAUAGAGAACCAAACACAAACUAAUUCAAGAAAAGAUAAAGAAAAGUAGAAAGAGAGAGAGGGGAGGAUGACGGGGAGCUGCAGGAGAGAGAAAAGUCUCUGCAAAAGAGCUUUUUGACUCUCUCUCCCUCUCUCUCUCUCCCUCUUCCCAUGGCGGAUUCACACCUUCAUGUUUCUUUUUCCUUUUCACAUCCCGUAUUCAUAUUCUUUUUCAUGCUUGAACAGCCUUGCUUUUGACCACAUAUUCUGUCAUCCUAUCCAGAAAUCAGAAGAAGAAAAUAUAUACUCAAGGAGUAUAUAAUCUUUCUCUGAGUAAUGGGAAACUGCUGUGUGACCCCCUCUUCUUCUUCUUCUACUGAGAAGAAGAAAAAGAAGAAUAAGCCAAAUCCAUAUUCAAUUGAAUACGGUGCAAAUCAGGGAUCUGGGGGUACAGACAAGCUUGUGGUAUUGAAAGAUCCAACGGGCCACAACAUUAACGAGAGAUAUGAUCUUGGUCGAGAGCUCGGAAGAGGUGAAUUUGGGGUUACCUAUUUGUGCACCGAUGUCGAGACUGGAGAGAAAUUCGCCUGCAAAUCGAUAUCGAAGAAGAAGCUUAGGACUGCAGUGGAUAUUGAAGAUGUGAGGAGGGAAGUUGAGAUCAUGAAGCAUAUGCCUAAGCACCCGAAUAUUGUGAGCUUGAAGGACACUUUUGAAGAUGAUAGUGCAGUACAUAUUGUCAUGGAACUGUGUGAAGGUGGGGAACUGUUUGAUCGAAUUGUUGCGAGGGGACAUUAUACUGAACGAGCAGCAGCAGUUGUUAUGAGGACAAUUAUGGAAGUUGUUCAGAUGUGCCACCGGCAUGGGGUGAUGCAUCGUGAUCUUAAACCAGAAAAUUUUCUUUUCGCAAAUAAGAAAGAAACAUCUCCCCUGAAAGCAAUUGACUUUGGACUGUCUGUUUUCUUCAAACCUGGUGAGCAUUUCAAUGAGAUUGUUGGAAGCCCUUACUACAUGGCUCCGGAGGUUCUAAAACGAAACUAUGGACCAGAAAUUGAUGUUUGGAGUGCCGGAGUCAUCCUUUACAUUCUGCUUUGUGGUGUUCCUCCUUUUUGGGCAGAAACCGAGCAAGGAGUGGCUCAAGCAAUUAUCCGAUCUGUAAUUGAUUUUAAGCGAGAUCCUUGGCCUAGAGUUUCCGAUAAUGCAAAAGAUCUUGUAAAGAAAAUGCUUGAUCCUGACCCGAGUCGGCGUCUAACAGCUCACCAAGUCCUUGAACACCCUUGGUUACAAAAUGCAAAGAAGGCACCAAACGUCUCACUGGGUGAGACCGUGAAAGCAAGGCUCAAACAGUUCUCUGUGAUGAAUAAGCUCAAGAAAAGGGCUCUAAGGGUAGUGGCUGAUCAUUUGUCUGUUGAGGAAGUGGCUGGAAUUAAGGAAGCAUUUGAUAUGAUGGACUCUGGAAAGAAGGGUAAAGUUAACCUCGAAGAAUUUAGAAUUGGUCUACACAAGCUCGGCCAUCAGAUACCUGAUGCGGAUAUUCAGAUUCUAAUGGAAGCUGCUGAUGUCGAUGGAGAUGGAACUCUGAAUUAUGGGGAGUUCGUUGCUGUUUCUGUGCAUCUCAGGAAGAUGGCCAAUGACGAGCACCUACACAAAGCUUUCUCCUUCUUUGAUCGCAACGAGAGUGGAUAUAUAGAGAUGGAAGAGCUCCGAGCUGCUUUGAGUGAUGAGGAAGAUGCCAACAAUGAGGAAGUCAUCAUUGCUAUCAUGCACGAUGUUGAUACAGAUAAGGACGGCCGUAUAAGUUAUGAAGAAUUCGCUACAAUGAUGAAAGCUGGCACAGAUUGGAGAAAGGCGUCAAGACAGUACUCUCGCGAGAGAUUCAACAGUCUUAGCUUGAAGCUGAUGAGGGACGGGUCGUUAAAGUUAGCUAACGAAGGUAGAUAAUAAAACUGCU
Messenger RNA from Sesamum indicum (sesame), 1987 nucleotides. Its product is annotated as calcium-dependent protein kinase 8. Gene Ontology annotation, molecular function: protein kinase activity; calcium ion binding; ATP binding. NCBI's taxonomy places the organism in Eukaryota, Viridiplantae, Streptophyta, Magnoliopsida, Lamiales, Pedaliaceae. The record is from RefSeq and is a predicted model, not a curated record. Gene Ontology annotation, biological process: protein phosphorylation.